AUGAUACCUAUAAGUAGUAUGGAUAAUGUUGCUAUGCAUUCUACUGAUGGCACUGGAGAACGCAUAAAGAAGAGACCAAAGGUGGCAAUAGAGAAGGAGAGUAGUAGUACUACUACGACAAGUAGUAGUCGGAGUAAUAGUAAUAAUAGGACAACAUAUCAAACAAAGAAUAAUACAUUGGCAAAUAUGAAUCAUAACCAUCAUCACAUUAAUGCGACACCUCUGACUACCUCUACCACAUCUACAAGUACAACUACAACAACGAGCACAACAAGUCCAACAUUACCAAGUCCAACAUUACCAAGUACAACAACUACCAAUACAAAUGGUACUCCAAGUACGAGCACUAGCACAACAAGCACAACAAGCAGUAAUAGUGAAGCAGAACAUGGAAGAUAUGGCUUUGGUGAACUAUUGAGCUUGAUGGAGAAUGAGGAGAAAUGGUUGGAUGAUGAUGACAAUGGUGAUGAUGAAGAUGAUGAAGACGAUUGUUCAAUUCUAUGCAAUUUGAGGAAUGUCCGUACUCCUACUUCUCGUGAUAUUGUCAAUGUUGAUCAAGAUGACGAAGAUGAAGAAGAUGAAGAUGAGGAUGACGACGAAGAUGACGAGGAAUAUGAUAGAGAUAAGAUUUUGGAAGAUAUGAGUAGGAGAAGAUUAUCAAACUUCCUACUAAGAGCACAAUAUGAAUUACAAUAUCAUCAGAAGCAAUCAAGAUUCGUUGAUACAUUGGAUAGACUUCACAAUGAGAUACAUUCUCUGAGGGACAAGAUAGAGACGAAAGAGAGUGAGAUUGUCGAUUUGAAUUAUAAACUGGAGGCACGCGAUCGUCUCCUUCAAUCACUUCCCAAGGAGUUGGUACUAAACUGGAUGAUGUCCAGUCAGAUCAUGCAGUUGGACAAUGGCAACAACGGCAACAACAAUGAGUCACAGUCAAGAGGCGAGAACAAGAGCAACAACAACAACAACAACAAGUGCACAGGAGGCAACAAUAGAUCAUUGGGC
This is a messenger RNA of Acytostelium subglobosum LB1, 1002 nucleotides long. RefSeq lists its product as hypothetical. Lineage: Eukaryota; Evosea; Eumycetozoa; Acytosteliales; Acytosteliaceae. The annotation marks the transcript as partial. The transcript has 2 exons. The record is from RefSeq and is a predicted model, not a curated record.